AUGUCUGCACCCGCCGUGGCCGCUGGCCAGUCCCAGAAUGCAACCUUCAGGGAUAAGGAGAAGCCCAUGGCCGUCCGCUCGUCCAACAUCGUCGCCGCCCGAGCCGUGGCCGAUGCCAUCCGGACGUCGCUCGGCCCGCGCGGCAUGGACAAGAUGAUUCGCAGCGGCAAGGGUGAGACCAUCAUCACCAACGACGGCCACACCAUGCUCAAGAGCAUGUCGGUCAUGCACCCCACCGCCAAGAUGCUGGUCAAUCUGGCUGGCGCCCAGGACGUCGAGGCCGGCGAUGGUACCACGUCGGUCGUCGUCAUCUGCGGCAGCUUGCUUGGCGCCGCCGACCGCCUGCUGUCCAAGGGCAUCCACCCCUCAGUCAUCUCCGAGGCCUUCCAAAGAGCUGCUGCCGCCGCCGUCGAGGUCCUCCACGACAUGUCCCAGCCCAUUACCCUCAACGAUACCGCGUCUCUCCUGCAAGCCGCCAACACGUCCCUGUCCUCCAAGAUCGUAUCGCAGUACUCCAACCUCCUUGGCCCCAUGGCCGUCAACUCCGUCACCAAGACCAUCGAUCUCAAGAACGCCGACAACGUCGACCUCAAGAACAUCCGAAUUAUCAAAAAGGUUGGAGGGACCAUUGAGGACAGUGAGCUGGUUGACGGCCUGGUUCUCAACCAGCCCGUGCUCAAGAACGCUGGCGGUCCCGUGAGGAUGGAGAAGGCGCGCAUUGGCCUGAUUCAGUUCCAGCUGAGCCCGCCCAAGCCGGAUAUGGAAAACACCAUCCAGGUCAACGACUACCGACAGAUGGACAAGAUUGUCAAGGAGGAGCGACUAUACCUGUUGAACAUGGCCAAGAAGAUCAAGAAGGCCAAGUGCAACGUGCUGCUCAUCCAGAAGUCGAUUCUGCGCGAUGCUGUCAACGACCUGUCGCUGCACUUCCUCGCCAAGCUGGGCAUCCUGGCUAUCAAGGAUAUCGAGCGCGACGAGGUCGAGUUCAUCUGCAAGUCGACCGGGUGCAAGCCGAUUGCCGACAUUGACUCCUUCACCGAGGACAAGCUCGGGUCUGCUGACCUGGUCGAGGAGGUGCAGUCUGCCGGCUCGCGCAUGGUCAAGGUGACUGGCGCCAAGGCCACGGGCAAGACCGUCUCCGUGGUGGUGCGGGGCGCCAACUCUCUCAUCCUGGAAGAGGCCGAGCGCAGCUUGCACGAUGCGCUUUGCGUCGUCCGCUGCCUGGUCAAGAAGAAGGCGCUGAUUGCCGGCGGCGGCGCUGCCGAGAUUGAGAUCGCGGCUCAGCUGUCCAAGCAGGCGCGGAGCCUGACGGGCACCGAGGCUAUCUGCUGGAAGGCGUUUGCGGACGCCAUGGAGGUGAUCCCGACCACGCUGGCGGAGAAUGCCGGUCUGAACAGCAUCAAGGUGGUGACGGACCUAAGGCACCGACACGAGAUGGGCGAGAAGAACGCGGGGGUCAGCAUCAAGUCUGGCGGAGUCAACAUCAACAUCUCCAAGGAGAAUGUGCUGCAGCCGCUGCUGGUAAGCACCAGCGCGAUUGAGCUGGCGGCGGAGACGGUCAAGAUGAUUUUGAGGAUAGACGACAUUGCUCUGACGAGGUAA
Purpureocillium lilacinum is the source of this 1602-nucleotide messenger RNA. Its product is annotated as T-complex protein 1 subunit delta. Gene Ontology annotation, cellular component: chaperonin-containing T-complex. The record is from RefSeq and is a predicted model, not a curated record. Gene Ontology annotation, molecular function: ATP hydrolysis activity; ATP-dependent protein folding chaperone; ATP binding. NCBI's taxonomy places the organism in Eukaryota, Fungi, Ascomycota, Sordariomycetes, Hypocreales, Ophiocordycipitaceae. Gene Ontology annotation, biological process: protein folding.